Saccostrea cuccullata (small rock oyster) is the source of this 1475-nucleotide messenger RNA. RefSeq names its product E3 ubiquitin-protein ligase synoviolin-like. Lineage: Eukaryota; Metazoa; Mollusca; Bivalvia; Ostreida; Ostreidae. The record is from RefSeq and is a predicted model, not a curated record. The transcript is spliced from 3 exons. Bases 4 to 471 code for a protein of 155 amino acids.
GGCAUGCCUCGUCCUCCCAGCAAUCUCUCUGAGUUGUCUACUGAGGAUCUGAGGAAGAUGGAGGGACAAGAGAGGGAGAACGUGGAGGCCAGGAUUCAGUGGUUGAGGGAUAUCCAGGCAUUAAUGGAUGGAGCCAUGGUGAUGAUCAAUCAGUACAACACAGUAGCAGCUCAGUUAAGCACUCCAGUUAUAAAUACAAAUGUAUCCUCAACAAAUAAAAGUCAGGAGGAACAGUCAAAGAGUGACGUCAUAAAAACCAAAGAGGAAACAAAAACAGAACCCUCUGGGACAGACCUUAGUUAUGAGGACCUGGAGGGAGCUACAGGGUACACGCCCCCAAAGGAGGAAGAAAUGCCAGAAUGGGAGGAUCCAGCCAAAGAAGAGUUUACAGACGAGAUGCAUGAAAUCAGGCGGAGGAGAUUACAGAAGUUUGAACAGAAGGACACUCCAUCAUCAGACACGACCAGCUAGCAUCAUGCUAGUUAUGUGUGUUAAUUAUAAACAGUGCCUCCCUCAUCCAGAGAUUUUUAGUAAACGGAGUGGGUUGUUUGUCUUUAGUUUCCCUGUCUCUCUCUCUGCAUAGAAAAGUUGUUGCAGAGUUAUCUCCUCCAUUUGAUUUUACUGUAUUUUAUUAGAAGAAUUUUAAAUGCUAAAUUGUGUCCCAGGCACAGUUGAUGGGUUCUAUCUAUAACAAUUCAAAGUGAACCAUGCAUUCAAAUCACAGUAGAUAAUUAUGUCAAUGAUUGUUAAGUUUUUUUUUUUAAAUUACCAUAUUGAAAGGAAUGUGCCAUACCCCGACAUACAAACAAUGCAUGUAGUUUUGUAAUGGAUGUUAUCACUUAAAGUAUGGUUACAAGUAAAACAUUUAUCCUUGAAUCUAUUUUUUAAAAAUAAUAGUAGCAGUCUACUGAAAGACAAAAAAUGGGAAGAUUACAAAGUAAAAUUGCUGUGCAUUAUGCAAUACUUUUAUUUCUUGGAAUGGCACUUUAACUGAGGGUGAUUUAAUAACAGUCAGAUGUUUGGAAUUGUUUAAUUGUGUAUGAGUGUAGUGUAUGUGAUGAAAUGUGGUGGUGCUUGAUCUCGUGUAAUUAAAAAUUCAUUUUGUUAUGAUUGUAAAUAUAUGGUAUGUCGUGCAUAUAAUUUUUUAUGUUAAAUUUCAUUGCAUCAAUACUUUUCUCCCGUUUUCCUUGACUCAUAGCAAAUGUAGAAUUCAAAACAUUGAUACAGAAUUGAAAAUAAAAAUACAGCAAGAAUAAUAAAUUAAACUUAUAUUUUCUAAAAAAAAAAAAAUUGUAAAAAAACAAUUCUGGCUUGACAUUUAUUUAGUCUGGAUACCCUUUUCUAAUUGUUGGCACUGUAAUAGCUAAUAGAAAAUAUAGGUUUAUUUCAUGUUAAUAAAUUUGAGAAAAAAGAAACAAUUGUUUUAUCAAAUAUGGUAAGGGACUGGUUUAAAAUAAAAUCUGGUCUUUCAUAUA